Aspergillus neoniger CBS 115656 is the source of this 378-nucleotide messenger RNA. RefSeq names its product NAD(P)-binding protein. NCBI's taxonomy places the organism in Eukaryota, Fungi, Ascomycota, Eurotiomycetes, Eurotiales, Aspergillaceae. Bases 1 to 378 code for a protein of 125 amino acids. The transcript has 2 exons. The record is from RefSeq and is a predicted model, not a curated record.
AUGGGACAGGGCAGAUUGCAAAACAAAACCGCUAUUGUGACCGGCGGAGGUUCUGGAUUCGGGGAAGGAAUCGUGCAUAAAUUUAUUGUCGAGGGCGCGAACGUGAUCAUUGUCGAUAUCAAUAAGCUAGAAGGGUUCCGAGCGCAGAAUAAUGAGCCACCAGGACGUGCUAUCUUUCUUCGAGGAGAUGUAUCGAGUGAGUCUGAUUGGGAGGUAGUGCGUGAAGUGGCACUUGAGAAGUAUGGGAAGCUUGAUAUCGUGGUUAAUAAUGCUGGGAUUCCUUCUCUUGAGACAUCCGAGGAUAUGCUGGACCGCAUGUAUAAAGUCAACGUUAAGAGUAUCUAUCACUCGACCAAGGCUAUUGCUCCCUACUUUUAA